CAGUGACCGAGCAGAAUAAAAUCUAUCUCCACCGCCUCCUGCCCACUGCCCCUGGGACGGGGGUCGCUCCGGCCAGCGGCCUGUCCUAUGGUGCCGGCAGCGGUCGGUCUCUCCGUUCUCCGCCGCCGCCCAGGGUCAACCGAGCAACUCACGUCAUGACCCGGCCGCUCGGCGUGGGCGUGCCGUUGCCGAGCCCGCCCGUCACUAGGUCCCGACGCCAUUUUACGCCGGCGGCCGCAGCUACAGAAGCAGCCCGGGGCUUCAGAAAGCAGACCACUGCAGAGUUCUUCAAACCAGUUUUAAACCAAGACCUUGGCCAUAAAGACAGUAUUGUGCUGUGUUCACCAGACAGAGGAAAUGUAAAAGAUGCAGGAAUUGGACUGUCAGUUUUAUGCACUGAACGUUUUGAAAAGAAAAUAUCUUCUUCAAAGAAGGUCAGAAGAAAAAAGAUGCCAGACCAAACACCAAACACAGGUUCUGUGAUAGAUGCCUUUCGGAGAGUAAAGGAGGAAAAGGACAGCGUAAACAUUUUAGAGAAUGACAGAGCAUGCAAAGCACUGGAUUCAUUAUACCCAAAAGUUGUGAUUCAAAGACUCCUUAUUACUGCAGGGUCUCACAACUGUUUCUUAGCCAAAAAGGAUAAAACUAUCAAGUCUGAAGAAGGAAGAAAUAAGAAGUGUCUGGGUGUAACAAGAGUACCAUUGUCUUGUGGAAAUAGUUGGGAACAGAAAACUGACUGUAUGGAUCUAGAAGACAGUAGUUCAGACUCUGACAAAUGGGUUUCAGAAGCUGAUACUCUAAAAGCCUGUGCUAGAAAUAAUGGCACCGUGAACAACGUAUCUCCCUGCCAAAACCCAGGUCUUCCCAUGAAAUUGUCCUGCACUCCAACUGACUCUGAAUGUAGGUUGUCACUGGAAACUCUCCACAGAGAAAGGAAGCGGAAGAAACAUAUAAUGAAACAAUCUAAGCCACACCCUGUAAAGCCAUUCUCAGGAACAAGUGUAUCACAUCAGGGAAAUGAACGUCCUUUAAGAAAAGUACCACAUUCUUGUCCAAGGGAGACUGCCUCAGAUGACACCUCUCAGCCAAAGCAGGUUUCAAAACAUCAGGGGUCUUCAAAUGCACUGAGAACAUCAUCUGAGAUGGCCGCUGGUAGGCAGAAGAGGCAAUCUAUUCCUUCACACUGCCUUAGAUCUAAGAUGUGUUUUGGGCAAUCCAAACAAAUAGACUUUCCUGGGAAAAAAAGACAUGCUACCAUAAGUAUGGAUACACACAGCUCAAAUCAAUCUAAAGUAUCAGGUUUGAAUGACCCUACUUUUAGUAGAUCAUCUGCAAAAUGCAAAAAUAAGAAGUCUGACUUUGUAAAAAGUAUUUUAAAGUCUACUUGUGGUGAUGUUCUGCAAAUAAAGGAGGCUGCUGCUCUACCUAGACGUGACUCUACUUUUCCAGAGGAAUACCUCAAUUCAAGUGAUGAAAAUGAGAAAAAUAAUUGCUCCGCUGUAGGCUUGUCAUCUUCAUAUUCUGUACGCACUCCUGGUAAAAAUAACGAGACUUCUGUUGUGGAUACCAAAGAGAAUCAAUUGCAGGUGGCUAACUCAUACUGUUUCUUGGAAAAGUCCCUUCCUUUUUCUCAGGAAAUAAGUACUGUGUUGCCUUCUCUCCACCACUUAACACAAACAAAAGGUGUGAAAUCUCAUCUCCAGAAUGCUAGCUUCUCUCAGGUAUUGGAUGCUAAGAAAGAGCAAGAUGGGAAAAUACCAGAAAGACAUGCAUGUAAUAAAGCUUACAAUAUUCAGUCCAGAAAAAGUUUUUUGAAAACAAAAUACACGACUUCAGAAGAUGCUUCUGAUUCUUGUUUAGUGGAAGGCUCUAGGAAGCUUGUACUCUCAGAAGAGACUGGUGAAAGUGUUCCGCAUUUGUUGCCUUUUAAAGAAGGGUGUAUGGACAGCGGCCAUAUGUCCUCACGACUGUCAGGAGAGGUAAAGGCUCGAAGCACCUGUACAAACAAGUCCAAGCUGAAUGCAAGAUCAAUAAUCAGCUUUGAUAGUGAAGAUGACAGUUUGGAAUGCAGUCUAGCUGAUGUAGAUGAUGAUGAAGAAGUAGCAUUCGUGUCACUGCAACAAAUUCUCUCUUCAAGUCCCAAGCCACAGACAGGAACGGAAGAAUUUUGUGUUGACAGCUCUUCUCAGGACACCGUGAAUCCAUUACUGAAUCUUCAUCUUUCCAAGCCUUCUGUUGUUAGCCAGGUGUCAUAUGUGAACAGCUUGGAACAUCUCUUGAAGGAGAAAGAAGAAUCAAAAAGGGUAGAUGAACUAGAAAGAUGGUUACAGGAAGACAUGCAAGGAAAGGAAGCUGAUUCUUUGGAUGGAGAACAUGAGGAUGCCAGUGGAGAUGAAGAUCUCUCAGAAGAACACAGGGCGAUUAUAAAGAGAUUUUCAGUAGUAGCUCAUGCCAUACCUGACUACCCCCCUGGAGAAGAUAUAUUUGAUUUUUCAACCUCUGGGAAAAUCUUCAAUCAGCAUAACCUUGACUUGAGGAAUUUUCACUUCAUCCCUCAAAAUCCUAUAGAAAGGCUCCUUCUUAAUUCUGGUGUAACACAGCAGCUUUCUUUAGCUAUUAGUGGUUUUCUAAGUUCUGCUUACAGUUGUAUCUUGUGUCCCAUACCAAUUCUAAAGUGGCUUUUCCAGAUGAUGUCUGUUCAUCCUGACUAUUGUGUUUCCACCCAGAUUUUAGACAGACUGAUGGAGAUAACACUAAAAAAUGCUUCCAUCAGUGAUGAACAGUCUAAACCAUGGAUUCCUUCGUUAGCUGAUGUGUCAACAGUUUUUGUCAAUAUGGGUGUUGCGUUUCGAUCUCUCUUUCCAUUGCAGCAUCUUCAGCCCAACUUUAACGAGCGUGAUAUUUUAAGUCAGAUGCAAGAAACAGUGGGUAAACAACAGCCAAGAGGAGACCUAACCUCUGCUGGUCCAGCCUUCUCCAGUCUACCAGAAAACAAUUUAAUUAAUGUCAUUAAGUUUCUAGGUUUCUGUACAACAGUAAUUCAAGGUGGAUAUACUGAUCAAGAAAUAUUGCUGCUGCUUCUCUUGCUAUUUAAAAUAAGCUUGGAGAAACAGUUAAAGCGAAUUCCUUUGAUAGAUUUUCAGUGCCUUUUCAUAAAGCUUCUGAUAAGUAUAAAAGACUGGGAUACAAAGAUGCCUGAGCUGUGCCUGGCAGUGAGUGAACUCUCCAGUCAUCACCAUAAUCUCCUAUGGCUAGUUCAGCUGGUGCCUAGCUGGAUAGUGUGUGGACGGGAAGUAAGAAGACGUCUUAGCCUAGUGAUCAUUUCAAAGCUUCUUCAUAAAAAGCACAUAGAAAUACCUGAUGACAGUGACAAGCAGAUGUCUCUUCUGCAUCAGUUUCUGGUGUACAUGAAACCUUCUAAUUUACUAAAGAAGAUGAGAGAAGGACUGGAGCAGCAGAAUGCCAGUGAAGACCACCUUCAUACGGAACUAGAACAGGAGGCAUACUACCUAAUCUACAUCCUCCUUCAUCUAGUCAGUGAAGCUAGUUUCUUUGAUGUUGUAAAUUCUAAUCAAAGGCAGCACUUACUGAAGCUUUGUGGUGCCUUAGAUAAGCACAUAAAAUGUGAUAUUAGGGAAGAUGCAAGGCUGUUUUAUCGAACUAAGGUAAGACAUGUAAAAGACUUAGUUGCUAGGAUAUAUGGCAAAUGGCAAGAUAUGAUACAAACCACUUGGCCUACUCAGGGAAAACUGCAUGACUUCUGGGAGCCAGAUUCAUAAAAUCUUGCCUAGUUCAGGGAAAGUAACAGCAAAAAUUCUGAAAAAGAAUGAAUGGAGCUUCACCUUGGUCGGAACGGAAGAAAUCAGUCAGCUGAGUUAGAACUUGAGCUUGAUUCAGGCAAUUACUAGAAACACAAGAAUCUACUUUAUUUAACAUUGCUUUUGUUACAAAUACACUACUUCUGAAAAACUGAAGUGGGUAAACUGGAAAAAAAACCAAACCAACCAUUUCUAUAGCCCUGUCUGAAUUGGCUAGAAAUAUUUUAUCAUAUUGAAAGCUGAGGGAAGUUUUCUCGUUUCCAUUGUUAAUCACAAGACAUAUUUGCAAACCUAAAGUAUUUGUUCUGUUGCCAGCACACACCUGCAAGCAUUGUUUUAGGAUGUCUGGGAAAGAACUGCCCCGUGACAUGGAAUGUGAGUUCAGAAAUAGUGUUAGACCUCCCACAUUGCAAGCAGGUGAGGAAGUGGUUCAGAACUGGGCUGAAUAACAGAAUUGCCUGCACAUGGUAAUCUGCAAAGCAGAAUUGGUAUGAUAAUCCAAUAUCUCUAAAAAAUACAAAAUACAGCAGUUGCAUGGGAACAAGUGAUGGCUGUCAUGUUUACUUGACAGUGGGAAAAAAGGUUAAGAGCAAUUGUGGCCUAACAGGUUAAGUGGAUCCCUUUUUGCUCUGUGGUUUUAUCAAAUUAAAAAAUGGAAUUUAUUAGUGAUGCAUUCAUUUUAACUUAUUCCUCAUCUUAAGGCACCAAUUUAUUUAUGCAGUGAAGGUGACUAGGAAGUGUUUCUGUAAGACCCAAGUUAUAAAUGAGCUCUUGUUAUACCAGUAGUAUUGUUGUACUGCUCCUGAAGAGGCAAACUUAUCUAUAUUUGUUAUCUAGCUUCAGCAUUUUCUCUAAAUGGAGAAAAUACUAAUGUUAAAAUCUCAGUUCAGUGAAGAUUUGAGAAGAUUAGCAUUUGGGCCACCUAUAUAAAAACUGUGAAAGCCAUAUGAGGUCUGAAUUCCUUUGUGUGAAGUCUUACUGCUUGUACAAUAUAUGCACAAACCUCCAAGAGCUGUUUGUGAAAUAAUCAAAGGAAGAUGUGAUCUCCUUUUGUGCUUUCUGUGCAAAUGCCAUCAUUUAAAUCUUACACUGUGGUUUGUCUGUAGGAUUUGUCUAUAUAUUAAGAGAAAAUUAAGGUAUCGACUAGAAGCACCAACUGGGGUUCCCAUAACAAGCAAGAUUUUUAAUAAUAUCAACAUGUGCGUUUUAUAAUACUGUGUCCUUUUAAUUUUUGUAGAUUACUCUGUCUUCCUUUGUAUAAAUUCCUUACAGCUUUCCAAAAUGAGAAUGUAAAAUAAAGCUGAAAAAAACCCAAAACCAGAACCUUCACGUUUAAGUACCUUUAUUGCAUAUAAAGGAACUGCUAUGAAAUGGACACAUUUUAUAAGGAAGGUAUUUGCCAAUUCAUACUAAAUGUUUUGUCUUUCAUUUCAAGUGUUAGAGAGUUAGCUUAAAACUGCAGCAUCUCUGUGCCCUUCACAGAAUAAACAGCUUAUCCUUGUUCAAACAAAAGUUAUGCUUGUGGCAUUGUUCGGGAGUGGGAGGGAGAGAGAAUCCCUUUUUUAAAAUCUCAAUGUGUUAUUUAAAAUUUGGAAGAAUCUACCUCAAAGUGUAUCUUUGUUCGGCAAAAGCACUGCUUUACCCUAAAAAAAAUUAGUGUUAUACAGGUAUGGCAAUGCCAUCCUUGGCUCUGUCUGUCUUUGAUAGUAUGUCAACCUUCCCUCUGGUAGCGGUUACUUACUCUGUUGAAUGAAUUGUAUGUAAUUUUAUGAAUGUUUAUAUUUUUUCUCACUAAUGUUGUAUAAAGUUUAAAAAAAUAGCAGGACUUUACUGUAAUGUAAUGUGUAUAUAUUUUCUUGCCUUGUAAAGUUGAAGUUGCUGUCCUGUAUAUUUUCAAGAAGGGGAGGGGGUUAGAUGAACAGCUUUUGUACUGCAGUUAAAAGCACACUGAAACUGCUGAGGUUUUUUUCCAGAUGGAAUAACCACUUUGAUAUUAACUUUUAUUUAAUAGAAUAAUGAAAAAAUAAAACCAGAUAUGCUUUUCUAAUUAAAUGUCCCUGGACAAAAUGGGCAUGCCUCAGCUCUGUUUCACGAAAAAAUGGCUGCAGGUCCUAUUUUGGUCUUACAGCACAUGUUGUAAUUCUUAGGUUCACAGCUGAUUAGCUUACUAUAAAUGGAGGAAGUCUUGAAAUCAUUCUUAGCUCAGCCAGUCCUGUGUUUCAUGCUUAAUGCCUGUGUAUACAUUCUGGCGUUUUCCCUCUGUUCCCUUCCUGCUUUGUGUGGACUCUUCUUCCAUCUAUUUUAUAACUUGAGUAAUAAUUCCCCAGUUGCUUAAGUCUAGACAUGGAUUGAGUUGGAGCUCAUCGGUAUCCUUACAGAGAUGAUCCCAAAGCAUUGCUGCAGUCUUUACACGGGACUGCUGAGCUGAGCACUGCUUCAGGACUCCUGGAAAAGAAAUAGCAAACCUGCUGUUGUGUUUUGCAGACUCAUUUACUGGCCCCCAGCCAGAAGUUACACGCAUUGGAAAAGGCUGUUUGCACAGUAAAUGUCUUAACUGCUUUAGUUGUCUUCAGAUAAGCAUUUUGCACUGAGGUUUAUCUUUUGAUAUUAUGUUGGCUAUAUUAAGAGCCACGUUAUCUCAUUUCAUGUGAAAUUAGGUGCACUUUAUUGCAGUAAUCACAGACAAAAUAUUAAAGGCUGACUAUAAAAUAUA
This is a messenger RNA of Falco peregrinus (peregrine falcon), 6531 nucleotides long. RefSeq names its product SMC5-SMC6 complex localization factor 2 (gene SLF2). The record is from RefSeq and is a predicted model, not a curated record. Lineage: Eukaryota; Metazoa; Chordata; Aves; Falconiformes; Falconidae. Gene Ontology annotation, biological process: positive regulation of double-strand break repair; protein localization to site of double-strand break; DNA damage response. Gene Ontology annotation, cellular component: site of double-strand break; nucleus. The coding region runs from base 156 to 3779 and encodes 1207 amino acids. The transcript has 20 exons.